Pyricularia pennisetigena is the source of this 918-nucleotide messenger RNA. RefSeq lists its product as uncharacterized. The record is from RefSeq and is a predicted model, not a curated record. NCBI's taxonomy places the organism in Eukaryota, Fungi, Ascomycota, Sordariomycetes, Magnaporthales, Pyriculariaceae. Bases 1 to 918 code for a protein of 305 amino acids. The transcript has a single exon.
AUGGCGUCGACAUUCGACUAUCCAGCGCCUCCCCUUCCUUACUACUGCGACCCGCAAGACCUCCCUGGCCCGCUUCCGACGCUCGAAGAGAUCCAUGGAGCAGAAAAGGUGCUGCCAUGCAUGUGGUCGCCAGAGGUCAAGCGGAUAGUUGUCGUGAGAGACCUGUUUGUCGUCAAGUAUGGCGCCACACCGCUUUAUGUUGACGGCAACGAAGGCCACGCGCUACUGGUGCUCCGUGGGGUGCCGACCGUCCCAAAGCUGUACGCCAUGUACCACCAGCAUGGCAAGCUUUACUUGGUAAUGCAGCAUCUGCCUGGCAUCUCCCUCGACGGUAUCUGGGAAGGUAUGUCGGAAGGCGAAAAGUCAGAUGUUAUCCGCCAGCUCCGCGAUAUUUUAACCACUGUACGCAGCCUUUCACCGCCUCCAGUCUUUGGUAGUGUUGCCUGUGGUCCCGUGGCGCAACGCUUCUUCAAGACGCCGAGAAAGGACUCGGCCAUCACGGGUCCCUUCGCCGACGAGGCCGCAUUCCAUGCCGCCAUGGGGCUGAACGUAGAGGACGAGUUCCUCACGCGGCACCUCCCCCUUGCCAUGGGCCGCCACAAACGAGUCCUGACGCACGGAGACCUCCAGCGGAAAAACAUACUAGCCGUCGAAGCCCCGCCGCUAUCUAUUCACGGCCAGCUUGGCAGUUGUGGUGAUGAUAACAGCUGCAACACAGAGCCGAGGCGGUUUAUUAUCAGUGGCAUAGUCGACUGGGAGGAGGCUGGCUGGAUGCCGAGCUACUGGGAAUUUGCGUCGAUAUUCAUGCAUGCAAACUGGAGCGAUGAUUGGACCUAUAGGUUUGACCAAAUUGUCGACGCAUAUGUCGCAGAGGGGUCUAUCUUGAUGGUUGUACGCCGGCACUUUGACGGUUUCUAG